AAUUGGUAGAGGUUUGUUCCGGGGGGGGAAGGAUUUCAGCGACGUACGACACUGAAAUUUCAGAAGUGGAAAGUGUCGCUAAAGCUAACGACGUACUUGUCACAUUAAGAAUGACCGAAACUGCGGAAACCCAGCAGAACUACGAGGAGAUGUUCGCACACAGGUUCUCCUCGGAGGAUCAGGAGUACCAGGAGUACUUAAACCGUCCUGCAGACCGCCCUCCCAUCGUGGAGGACUGGAGUAGUCGUGGGGGAGGAAACCAGAGAGGCAGAGAUAACCGGUACCAUGACCGUGGUCACAGAGGACGUGGAUGGGGAGGAGACCGCGGUUGGAGACGAGAUGAUCGUGGACAGCAACAUUGGCACGACAGAAACCGAGACAGAGAGCGAGACCGAGACAGAGACCGGCACUGGGGUCAUGGAAGUGGGUCUUAUUCAGGGCGGCCAAGCUCCAACCAGGGAUACGUCUCCCAUCAGAGACCACAUCAUGAUCGCUACUGAUCUCUUUUGUAAUCUCUCAGGUGUUACAAGUGUUUAAAGUAUUUGUAGUCUUUCAGCUCACAUUGUAGUACUAUAUGCAGGAGUGUGCAACUAAUAUUUCUUUCAGUGAUUCAAGAUGAGCAAUGUAUAAACAAAAAAAGUCUUUUGUGUUUAUCAUUUUAUUUUUGAUGCACUGAUUUUUACUCUCCAAAUUAAAAUUCCUGGCAGGUAAAUGGGACUGUGUGAAUCUGCUGGACUUCCACUUAGCCCCCCCCCCCCCUCGUCAUACCUAACCACAGUACUGUUUUCCCAUGUUAUUUCACACUGCUCAGCCCUGUUGUCAUAUUUGGAUGUCUUAACAGGAGAUAGAUUUGCAGUAUUCUGCAGUGGAGCUCACACUGACACUGAAAAUGACUGUUUCUCUCGGGUUUGUGGGCUGCCGUAUAAUUUCAUUAGCACAUUAUUGCUCUGAAAUUUCACAGGAGCAUUGUUUUGUUUAUUUUCUGCUACGGUUUUAUAUGCUUUGGUAUAAAAUUGUGUGGUACAGUGUUGUAACAAACACUAAACCAGAAUUUGCAGCGAAAACGUGUAAGCAACACAGCUUCAGUUUUCUGUGUCAGAAUGUUAUGCAAGGACAUGUAGACUUAAGAACUAAUCUGCUGUCAAUAAACUAAAUUUAAAAAACAAACAAGAGAUUUCUGGAGGGGGGGGUUGAGUUAUGUAGUUUGAUAUUUUUAUUUUUUUUUAAUAAAGAGUCUUGUUCCCAGCAGAAACAGUUGCUAAUAAUUUAUUGGAGAUAAUUUAUAGGGAUGUCUAAAAGUUCAAAAAUUGAUAAGAUCAGAUAUUGGCCUUUGGUCUGUUUGCAUUAAACAUAUUUCAUUUUUCUACCGUA
Messenger RNA from Maylandia zebra (zebra mbuna), 1371 nucleotides. NCBI's taxonomy places the organism in Eukaryota, Metazoa, Chordata, Actinopteri, Cichliformes, Cichlidae. The record is from RefSeq and is a predicted model, not a curated record.